GGGUUCUUUCUUUCCUCGAAGUAUACCAGAGCUGUUUUCUAAGAAGUCUACUAUCUUUGUCGUCGUCGAUAACUGAAUCAUUUGUUGCUGUUGUACCUGCCUGAUUUGGAAACGCAAUCAUGUCACGCUUCGAUCCUCCGGUCUUGGAGAACCAUCUGCAGGGCAAAGUGGUCGUGUUGACGGGAGGAGCUCUAGGCAUCGGCUCUGAACUAGUCCGCCUCCUCCACUCCUCUGGUGCUUCCAUCUUCUUCGGCGAUGUCCUUAUAACACAAGGAGAAGCUCUGGCGAAAGAGCUGUCAGCUACGUCGAAAACAGGCCAACAUGUUAGAUUUCUGUAUUGCAAUGUGCAAUCCCAUCUUGCCAAUUUGGGAUUGUUCGAUCUGGCGAUGAAGACUUGUGGCAGAGUUGACCAUGCUGCUUCUGUAGCUGGCAUCAACAGGGAAGAAGAUAUCGCGAGUAAAGAGUUGGAUAUGGAGAGUGUGAGGAAGGAACCGGAUAUUGAUGACUCAAUCGACGUCAAUCUACGAGGACCUAUCCUGUUCUCGAGAAUCGCUGGUGUCUACCUUCGCCAACCGCCACUCAAUGACAAGUCGUCCACAGCGGCUGCGGAUAAGUCGUUGACAUUGGUGUCUUCCGUCGCUGGCUUCACCGAAGCACCAGGCCUGGCUAUCUACUCCUCUGCCAAACAUGGUGUAUAUGGCUUGAUGAGAGCUUUGAGGAAAGUGUUGAUCAAAUCUUCUCCUUAUGCCAUCAGGACGAAUGCGGUAUGUCCUUGGAUGACAGAGACCCGAAUGGUCAAAGGCAUCGACGCAGACUGGCGCGAAGCUGGAUUGCCACGGAAUAAAGCGAUAGACGUUGCUAGAGUUAUUGCUGGGGUCAUGGUUGCAAACUCACUUAACGGAGAAGCUCUCUAUGUCGAAGGUGGUCGAGCAUGGGGUAUUGAAGAAGGCAUAGACCGAACACAACCGCAAUGGAUGGGAGAAAAGCAAAGCCGUGAUUUCCUGAAAGGACAAGAGGUGUUAGGAACAGGGGAGAGUUGGUGACAUGUUUGACAAAAUCUUCUACAUGUACAUAGUCAAGCA
Messenger RNA from Aureobasidium pullulans EXF-150, 1082 nucleotides. RefSeq names its product putative 3-hydroxyacyl-CoA dehydrogenase. The transcript is spliced from 5 exons. Bases 120 to 1043 code for a protein of 307 amino acids. The record is from RefSeq and is a predicted model, not a curated record. Lineage: Eukaryota; Fungi; Ascomycota; Dothideomycetes; Dothideales; Saccotheciaceae. Gene Ontology annotation, molecular function: oxidoreductase activity.